Diplodia corticola is the source of this 1704-nucleotide messenger RNA. Its product is annotated as bzip transcription factor. NCBI's taxonomy places the organism in Eukaryota, Fungi, Ascomycota, Dothideomycetes, Botryosphaeriales, Botryosphaeriaceae. The coding region runs from base 1 to 1704 and encodes 567 amino acids. The record is from RefSeq and is a predicted model, not a curated record. The transcript has 3 exons.
AUGGACACAGCAGCGCAAAGCCCGCCCGCCGCUGCUCAAAAUGCCUCCAACGCCGCCUCGACCCCGCAGCCCGCCCCCAAACGCCGCCGCACCUCCGGCCAGCCCUCGUCGCGCGGCGUCGCCAACCUGACGCCCGAGCAGCUCGCCCGGAAGAGGCAGAAUGAUCGCGAGGCCCAGCGCGCCAUCCGCGAGCGCACCAAGCAGCAGAUCGAACGCCUGAACGGCCGCAUCCGCGAGCUUGAGUCGCAGCAGCCCUACCAUGAGCUGCAGAUGGCCCUGCGCGCCAAAGAGGCCGUCCAGGCCGAGAACGACGACAUCCGCCGCCGCCUGUCGUCCGUCAUGACCCUCAUCCAGCCCAUCCUGGGCACUCACGGCCUCAAUGGCAUGUCCCGCCCCUCUGCUGCCGCCAAAACUGCUGUUGCUGACUUCCGACCGGUGCAGAGCUGGCCGCCGCCGCCGAACCAGCACAUGCAAAUUCCCGACCAGCGCGGCUACCACCACGGCGUUCCUCAGGUGCAGGAGCCGCAACCACCCCACGACCAGACCAGCCCGUCUUCGCCAACCAGCCAGAGCGCCAAUGGCCGCAAUUGGGGCUCUGCAUUCCCUGGCGUGCCGCCAACAAGCCAUGUCCGUGGAUGGCACCCUGCGCAGCCGCCCUACGAUCAGCCCCGCAGCAACAUACAUCCCGACCUUGAGUUUGGCCAGAACUCGGACGAGCGGUUGGGGGUGAACUUUCUCUUAGACAACCGAGCCAAGUUGAGCAACGGCCUGGCUCACGGUGGGCCGGCAGGCAUGCAGUCCUCUGGUCUCGACUUCAAUGGUCGCCCGAUGGAGGCGUGGAACACUUUGCCGCGUAGCCUAGAAGCUACAUGUCCUCUGGAUAGCCUCUUGCUUGACUUCCUGGCCGAGAGGCAUGCUCAGGCAGCCGAGGGUGCUGCUCCUCUCAAAAGCCUUGUCGGACCGCUGUAUCCUGAUUUUUCGUACCUUCUAAACCCGGACAAGCCCGAUCAGUCACAUCCUCUGUCCAAGGUUUUCACCGACAUUCUGCGUACCUUCCCUGAUAUCUCAGGCUUGCCGGAGCGGGUCGCCGUGUUGUACAUGAUGUUUUUAUUGAUGCGGUGGCAGAUCGAGCCGUCGCAGGAGAACUACGAGCGCUUACCUGACUGGAUGACCCCGCGUCCAAGCCAGCUUUUCACCCCGCAUCCCGUAUGGAAUGACUAUUUGCCUUGGCCACGCCUCCGCGACCGUAUCAUCAUAGACCAACCGCAACAAGCCUUCGACAACUUCUUCAUCCCCUACACCACCUCCCUCUCGCUCAACUGGCCCCACAACCCCCGCGACUGCCUCCUCCCCGCAUCGUCCGUCGCCGCGGCAGCGCCCAGCAUCAACACCACCCCCAGCGGCAUCCCCAUCGACCCCGCCACGGAGGCAUCGCCCGCACCUCCCGCUCCCACCUCCGUCACUCCCGAAGGCUCCCCAAAGCCGGCAGAACGCGAGGGCAGCGGAGACAGCAGCAUCAGCGGCAACAGCAACGCCGACGACGGGAAUGGCAACGCCGACGGAAGCGGCGACGACGACGACCAGUGGGUCAUCAACCCGGCGUUCGAGGCUCACCUGCGCAACAUCGACAAUUGGAGCCUUGGUCCGGCCUUUAGAGCGGCUUUCCCCGAGUUGGCGGCGUAUGUGAAGAUUGUGGAGCAAUAG